AUGCCUAACCGGCAAAAGAGGCCGAGGGCCGAGACACGGUGUGGAUGCCCUGCAAGGAUGCUACUCAGCAUGGACGAUGAAUCAGGACGUUGGCACGUUGCGUUCUUUUCAGACGCGCAUAACCACCACGUUCUUGAGUUGCGAUUUUCUUCCAUGCUCCCGGGCCAUCGGAAGAUGAGCGAAGCGGACAUCGAGCAGAUGAACGACAUGCGUAAAGGGGGCAUUGGCGUCUCCCGAAUCCACAAUUUUAUGGCGAGCCUGGCCAGCGGGUAUCAUAAUGCCCCGUACACAACAAGGAACAUGCACAAUGUAAAUGCGAAGCAACGAAUGGAGGGUGGCCUAGAUGCGGAAUCGUGCCUAAGGUAUCUCCAAGAGUGCAAGGCAAAUGAUCCAGCACUGUACUACAAGGAAGUUGUUGACGUAUUCUCCGGUGUGAAUCACCACAACCAAACGGUUGUCUUUGCCACUGCACUGGUGACAGACGAGAAAGAAGAGACCUAUGUCUGGCUGCUUCAGCAGUUGCAAACUUCAAUGAAAGGGAAGGCUCCCGUGUCCAUAAUAACCGACGGUGACAAGCAAAUGAAGUCUGCGAUCGAGCAAAGAAAGUGGUUUGAGAUGGUUGAGAAAUUUGGCGUGGCCGAUAAAAGAUGGGUACAGGACAUGUACGAGAAAAGGCACAGUUGGGCCACAGCACACAUACGGGGAAAGUUCUUUGCCGGAUUUCGAACAACAUCAAGGUGCGAGGGCUUGCACGCUAUGAUAUCACGGGCCUGUGCAAUGAGGGUGGUUGACUCUGAAGACAACGGUUCCUAUUUUAUUCACACCGUCUCUCGAUACGGCACUCCGGGGAAGGAGUGGCGUGUUGUUGCAACGUCUGAUACAAGGGAGGUCCGAUGCACGUGCAUGAGAAUGGAAUGUUUCGGGGUCCCCUAUGAACAUAUAAUUGCGGUGCUUAUUCUUAACAAUGUUCAUGAGAUCCCAAGGUCUCUGAUAUUACCGAGAUGGACUAAGGAUGCAAAACUUGUGGUGAUGCAGUCGAUGGGCGUGAUUUGGGAUUCUGUACAACUGACGCAACACUGGUGCCUGAUGGAUUGGUACCGAAAAGUGUGCAAGAUUACAUGUCACAGCAUCGAAAAGUUCCAGUUUGCAAGAGACAUUGCCGUGCUGAUGCUGAAGCACUUCGAGAACGAAGAUGCAGGGAACACCAGUUUUCCACACGAGGGGCCACCUACUGAGGGUGGCAGACCCCCGGCACGGAAUCCACCCAAGCGCAAUACAAAGGGUAACGGUGCUCAUGGUGGAAAGAAGACCCAGCGAUGUCGUUUGUGCCGGGAGGUGGGACACAACAGGACAACGUGUCCGGAGCGUCGUACAAUGGAACCAUCCAGCGCAGUUGCAGAAGACAUGGAUUCGAUGGACAAUGACAUGGUCUAUGAUAACCUAUCCGGCGAUCUGUAUGCGACCGCGGAGAUUCCUUCGUUCCAAUGCUCCGAUAGUGACACGCAGGCUGGGUUUGCUAACAGCAACUUUGCUGGGACCAACACGUCCGGGCCAGUCAUGUCUCUCGCCGAUUGA
Arachis duranensis is the source of this 1575-nucleotide messenger RNA. RefSeq lists its product as uncharacterized. Gene Ontology annotation, molecular function: nucleic acid binding; zinc ion binding. Gene Ontology annotation, biological process: regulation of DNA-templated transcription. The record is from RefSeq and is a predicted model, not a curated record. The transcript is spliced from 5 exons. The coding region runs from base 1 to 1575 and encodes 524 amino acids. Lineage: Eukaryota; Viridiplantae; Streptophyta; Magnoliopsida; Fabales; Fabaceae.